This is a messenger RNA of Aureobasidium subglaciale EXF-2481, 1660 nucleotides long. RefSeq lists its product as uncharacterized. The record is from RefSeq and is a predicted model, not a curated record. The transcript has a single exon. Lineage: Eukaryota; Fungi; Ascomycota; Dothideomycetes; Dothideales; Saccotheciaceae. The coding region runs from base 132 to 1502 and encodes 456 amino acids.
CUGCGGCACUUCACUAUCCUCGAGUGUCAACAUGGCGUCGACGCUCGUCAUCACGUCGCGAGAGCCGGGCUGACUAACGACAGCAGCCUCUGGCUCAAUAAACCUAUCCUCCCCAGUCGAGAGCAGUCGCAAUGGCCUCGAACGGCCCGUACUAUCAAGCUGUCCAGGCGCAUGAUCAACCUGUGUCGGACGAGAUGCGCCUUGCUCAAGGCAUCCUGGACUACACAGCCUCGGCACCUCAAGCAUCCAUGUACCCGGAGCCCAACUCGGAAUAUCAUCAUGCUCAGCAGCUCGCUUCAGAACAGGACGCCGAAGACCACGCUCAGCUGCAAGGACUCGUUGAGGCUGCCACCAGUGCCGCCGCUCAAGAGCAGAUUCGCCAACGCAACCAACAACUCCAAUUCGCACACUCGGACCAGGAUCUAGCUUCCCUGUUGCGCGAACCCUCUGCCAGGAUCUCGACGUCCAAACGGAAGCGAUCCAUCUCGCUUGACAAUGACGAUCCUGCUUCUGCAAGUGAUUCUUCCAAGCGCCAAAGACACUCUGAAGACCACGGCCAUCAUUCCCCACACCUCGAUGCUCGCGCAGCUGGCGUCCAUUCGGCCGCUGCUCUGUUCCGACCUGCCUCCGAUUCUUCUAAGAAAUACACUCGGCCUCCAAUGUCCAAACUAUUCACCUCGCUCGAACUGUCACCGGAAAACUUCUUGUAUCUGCAGGCCGCUGCGAAACAGUACAUGCUCAACGCCGACUAUCCUGACCGCCAGGCAUGCGUAGGAAACAGGGGAAGAGGUGACAAUGAAAUGGUCAAGGCCAGGAUGUAUCAGUGUGUGCGCGAAUUUCUGGAAGCCGAGGGCUGGGGAGAGAAAUACUUUGGCGAGAACGCGCCUCCACCAAACGACGGAGAAGCCAAUGCACCGCCUCAGCCGCGUCGCUACAUAUGGCCUCGUGACAGAGACCGCAUCAUCGCUCUUUGCACUCCGCUGCUACGCCGUAUGGUCACGAACGAACGCCAGAGACAGUAUGCUAUUGAGACACGCAAGGGUGGCAAGCAGGACAAGCCUCUUCAGGAUGGCCCUGAUCCUCAGGCCCACCGUUCUGCUCAGGACCCGGAUGGCGUUUCCAUGUCCGCACAUGAUGGUCAACAAGAGCCAUAUGACUCGCGCUUGGACGCCAUGCCAGCUUACCACCUCUAUCUACUAGCCCCUGAGACUGGCCAGCUAGUGCGAGAUCGUAUUUCUUUUACCAUGGAAGAAGACUUCAGCUGGCAAUGGCUGGUCGACACACUGGUUAGCAACUGGUGCAGUGCCCUACAGAUCGUCCAGCCCCCUCCUGAUAUUGCUGCCAAUAUACUCGAGCAAUUCACCAUCAAAGUGCUCACCUCAUCUGGUCUGACUACUGUCUCUGGCGAAGGCGAAUGGCAGCUGGCUGUUCAGGACAUACGUCAAACCAUUUGGCUCGACAGUACUGUCAAAGUCGUUGCGGAGGGUCCACCUGCACCAUAGAGCCGUGCAAUUUCUCUCUUCAUCGUGUCCUGGUCAAUUGUGGCGGUGUCUCCUUGUUGUGAUAGAAACAUAGCGUCGACGCUUUACAGAACUAGAUAUCCAAGUCUUCAUUGCAAAGGGCUUUGUGCCACAUGCUAUCUGUCAGUCAUGUCAUCUCA